AUGGACAUCUCAAAUAUCUACAAAGACGCUUUAUGCGGAAAGUUGAACAAUGAAAAGCUGAAACAUUAUUUGGCGUUGGGGGAAGAUAUCAACGGUAAGAACACUGGCAUUGCACUCACGCCCCUGAUGGCUGCCGUGGUGCACAGCCGUCAUAAAGUAGUGAAGCUGCUAGUCGACAACGAGGCCGAGACGCACACGGCCUCGGCUGCAGGGCAGACUGCGCUAUGGCUGGCAGCUUCCAAGACAAACAAGCACCGCAAGGAAAUUGUUCAGCUGCUUCUGGAUGCCCCACAGUUUCGGACUGAGGACCUGAACAAGAUCCCCACCAACAGCGGGGAUGGAAACACGCCCGUCAUGGAGGCCGUCCAGCGUGGGGAUGAGGUCAUUGUCAGGAUGCUGGUGGAUGCAGGGGCCGACUUGACGGUGGCGAACCGCGAGGGAAAGCGGGCCAAGGACCUUGCCGAGGAGAGAAAGGACAAGAAAUUGCUCAUCGCUUUGCUGCCGGCCGCGGAGCGCCAUAACCAUCAUCUGCCAAUGAUUGACCGCAUCGCAAAGUUUCUUAGAUGGAUUAUCUUCUGGGUGAACGUGUCUGGACUUGUUGCUGGCGUGCUCAAUGCCAUUUUUGGUCUUACUGGGUGCCAGAACAGCACCAAAGAGGCUGAUACACCAGCUCCAUCGGGUCCUGGAGACUGUAAGACUGUGGAGGAAUUCAAAAACUACGCUAAUGAAAGUGGCCUAGAGCGCUUCUUUCCGAGAGACGAUCAGUUUUUGCAUCGGCUAGUAGACGGUAUCGCCGCAUUCAAGGACAGCCCCAGCCCACUCAAUACGCCUGAGCGAAUCGAUGGUCUCGUCAAACUGGCUCUCUUCCAGCCCAUUCUCUUCUGUGAUGACAGCACAUCGAUGAAGGGACCCACCAGCGCAGCGUCAACAGUGAGCCGCAUCGAGGCGCUGCGCGAUGUAGUCGAGCGAAUCACACGCAUAUGCAAUCUUCUCACUCCCGACGACAACGGUACAGUGAUCCGGUUCAUCAAUCAGAAAGUCACAUGGGGUCCUAUGAAUGCCGACCAGGUCCGCGAAAAGAUGCGAGAUGUUGUGCCUAGAGGAGGGACUAGAAUAGGAACAAACCUUCUGAGCAAAGUGCUGAAGCCCUUUGUGUAUGAGCAAAUAGACGCGGGGGAGAAGGCGGGCAGCGGUAUCUAUCUGAACAGGCCAUACCUGAUCUGUAUCAUCACCGAUGGAUGUCCAACUGAUGGAACCCUGUUUGCGGAGUCCAUGCAAACCUUGGUCUCGUUCGUUGUCUGCCAGAUUGGCGACGAUCCUGGAGCGACAGCCUUCUUGCGGACUCUGAUGGAGAAGAAAAAUGAGUUUGGUGACUCUGUUUAUGUCUGCAAAGGCACGAAUAAUGAUGAUCUAGAAAUCCGCCUUUUCAAUAUUCUCGCGACGCCACUCAUGCGGUAG
This is a messenger RNA of Grosmannia clavigera kw1407, 1458 nucleotides long. Its product is annotated as ankyrin repeat protein. The transcript is spliced from 6 exons. The record is from RefSeq and is a predicted model, not a curated record. Bases 1 to 1458 code for a protein of 485 amino acids. Gene Ontology annotation, molecular function: protein binding. NCBI's taxonomy places the organism in Eukaryota, Fungi, Ascomycota, Sordariomycetes, Ophiostomatales, Ophiostomataceae.